AUGCCUUGCGCAUCCGCUGUCAUGAUCUCCGCCGCCUCCCUGUUCCUCGCCUCGUUCUUCGCGGUUAACAUGCCGCCCGUCGUAAUCUCCGCCCUCGUACGGACCCUUACCUCGGUACUCGUACCGACCCUCGUCGCUGUCCUCACCUCUGUCCCCGCCUUCGGGUACACCACUGCACCAUUCCUCGCCCUCGCGCGAGGCCCGCCCCUUCCCUCGGGGAACCCAACCAUGUCCCUCGACCCCUCCGCUACUACCCCGCCCAUGGUUCUUUACACAGUGGAAGAAUGA
Molecule: messenger RNA, 288 nt
Organism: Morchella sextelata
Lineage: Eukaryota; Fungi; Ascomycota; Pezizomycetes; Pezizales; Morchellaceae
Exons: 1
Coding region: 1-288 (95 amino acids)
Source: RefSeq, a predicted model, not a curated record